UAACGACGGAAUAGAAGAAAAUCGAUCUCUUCGCGACCAUGUGGCGGUACCGGAAGAUCGGGCUGAUUGCCGCGGUGGCCCUCGUCUGCGUCCACGCGCAAGAUGCUGAGAAAAGAGCUAAGCGAUCCCCGUGGUCAGGCCUCGGCGGACUAGGCGGCGGAUUUGGAGGAGGUUUCGGCGGAGGAUUCGGCGGCGGCGGUGGAGGAGGUGGAGGAGGAGGCGGCGGUGGCGGCGGCGGUUAUGGCAGCGGUGGAGGAUUCGGUGGCGGAAAGGGUGGUGGCCUUGGCGGUGGCUUAGGAAGUGGUGGUGGCCUUGGCGGUGGCCUAGGAAGUGGUGGCGGCCUCGGAGGAGGUGCCGGAGGCCAUGGACCAGGUGGUGGUUGCGGUGGCGGCAGUUGCGGCGGCGGAGGCCCCGGCGGCGGCGGAGGCCACGGAGGCGGAGGUGGCCUUGGAAGCGGUGGCGGUGGCGGACUUGGAGGUGGUGGCGGUCUCGGAGGCGGAGCCGGUGGUGCCGGAGGUCACGGCGGUGGAGCCGGCGGUGCCGGAGGCCACGGCGGUGGAGCCGGUGGUGGACCCGGUGGCUAUGGAGGAUCCGGUGGUGGUGCCGGAGGAUACGGAGGAGGCUCCGCUCCUGGAGGUGGCUCAGGAGGAUACGGCGGUUCCGGAGCCGGUGGUGGUGCCGGUGGUAGUGCCGGAGGUGGUGCCGGAGGAGGUGCCGGAGGAUACGGUGGUUCCGGUGUCGGAGGAUACGGAGGCGGCUCCGCUCCCGGAGGUGGCUCCGGAGGAUACGGUGGUGCCGGAGGACACGGUGGCGGUGGCGCCGGAGGACACGGUGGCGGCGGUGGUCUUGGAGGCGGAUCCGGAGGUGGCGGCGGUCUUGGAGGAGGAUCCGGAGGUUCCGGUGGCGUAACCAAGACUGGCGGUUACGGCGGAGCCGGUGGUUACGGUGGCGCCGGAAGCGGAGCCGGUGGCGGUGCCGGCGGUUAUGGUGGCGCCGGAAGCGGAGCCGGUGGCGGUGCCGGUGGUUACGGUGGCGCUGGUGGCGGAGCUGGUGGAUACGGAGGAGGUGCGGGUGGAGCUGGAGGACACGGCGGUGGUCUUGGCGGUGGUAACGGAGCCGGUGGCGGUCUUGGCGGUGGUAACGGAGGCGGCCUUGGCGGCGGUCAUGGAGGCGGCGGUGGUCUCGGAGGCGGUGGAGGCCUUGGAGGUGGCCGUGGAGCCGGUGGUGCCGGUGGUUACGGAGGCGCAGGAGGCGGAGCUGGCGGUUAUGGAGGCGCAGGCGGUGGAGCCGGUGGUUAUGGAGGCGCCGGAAGUGGAGCCGGUGGUGGAGCCGGUGGUUAUGGUGGCGCCGGAAAUGGAGCCGGUGGUGGAUCUGGUGGUUACGGAGGCGCCGGAAGUGGAGGAGCCGGUGGUGGAGCCGGUGGUUAUGGUGGCGCCGGAGGUGGUGGAGCCGGUGGUUAUGGCGGUGGUGGCAGAGGAGGCCACGGUGGAGGUGGUCUUGGCGGAUUCGGUGGAUCUUCCGCCACUGCCAAUGCGCAAGCCAGCUCUUCCGCAAACGCGCAUGCGAGCGCAAACGCGAAUGCAUUCGCAGGAGGUAACUCUCACGCGGCCGCUAGCGCCAGCGCGAACGCGAACGCUGGAGGCUUCGGAGGACCCGGAGGUUUCGGCGGUUCUGGCGGUGACUACGGUGGCUACGGCCACGGAGUGGAUUUGUUCUCUCGAAUGGGCGAGAUCGACGAGGGCGCGAACAAGAGCGGCUCCGUGACCGGCGCCAAGGGUGUCUACAGCAGCAGCGCGGCCAACCUCGACUCCACUGGAAAGGGCUCGUACAAAGUGUCGGCUGGCAAGAUCGUGUAAAAUCAUUUACCUCCUGGAACCCAGCGGUGGGAGGAUAGCUUCAUUAUUGUAAAUUUCACCUGUGAUCGAAUAGAAAGAAAAUGUUUUCUCUUGUA
Megalopta genalis is the source of this 1951-nucleotide messenger RNA. NCBI's taxonomy places the organism in Eukaryota, Metazoa, Arthropoda, Insecta, Hymenoptera, Halictidae. The record is from RefSeq and is a predicted model, not a curated record.